Molecule: messenger RNA, 1672 nt
Organism: Ctenopharyngodon idella (grass carp)
Lineage: Eukaryota; Metazoa; Chordata; Actinopteri; Cypriniformes; Xenocyprididae
Gene: sfrp2l
Product: secreted frizzled-related protein 2 like
Exons: 4
Coding region: 380-1144 (254 amino acids)
Biological process (GO): canonical Wnt signaling pathway; negative regulation of canonical Wnt signaling pathway; non-canonical Wnt signaling pathway
Molecular function (GO): Wnt-protein binding
Source: RefSeq, a predicted model, not a curated record
ACGCCCCUGAGUGCAGGAUGAGUCAGCAAUAUUGUUCUGAAAGAAAAAGACUACAUUUAUUUUUGUCAUUUUUUUCUGUUUGAAUCUUAUCCAAACUUAUUCUGACGAAAUCUAAUAUUUGGAAAAAAUAUUCGCAGUUCGCAUAAGUCUUUUCCCAAUGUUCAAGGAACGUUGUUUUAAGUUUUUAAUUGUCCCUAGUAACUAAAGUAGAGUCACAAACCAAAACCUCACACGGGCCUCUGAAGUGUUUUACUGCCGAGCUGCUGAUGAAGACGAUGAUCAUGAUGAUGAAGGUCUGACAACAAACCCCGUGUCUGACUUCGUCACGUCGGCGGAGUUCGGCACAGCGCGCUCGGUGUGUAAACCGGUUCCGAACACGAUGGGUUUGUGUUCCGGUAUCGGCUACGAAGAGAUGCGGCUGCCGAACCUGCUGGGUCACGACAGCGCGAGGGAAGCGCAGCAGCAGUCCGCAGCCUGGAUGCCGCUGCUCGGCAAACACUGUCACGCGGACACGCGGCGCUUCCUCUGCUCGCUCUUCGCGCCCGUGUGUUUACCGGAGGUCACGGUUCCGGUGCGCCCGUGCCGGAGUCUUUGUGAGGCGGUGCGGGACGCGUGUCUGCCCGUCAUGAGCGCGUUCGGGUUUCCGUGGCCAGAGAUGUUCAACUGCAGCCGGUUUCCAGAUGGAUCGGAACUCUGCAUCCCCGGAGGAAAAGACCCGAACCGGGCUAAAGGCACCGACGCGCCCAAAGGUUCUGUGAUCUGUGAGGUUUGCGGUUCAGACUCAGAAGGAGAGCGAGAGAUCCAGCAGAACUUCUGCAAGAGUCCGUUCGCGUUCAGACUGCGGGUCGGCUCCACGUCUCUGGACGGGACAGACGUGCGUGUGGUUCCUCAGGGUCGCAGCCGUGUUCUUCGCUGGCAGAGCGGCCCGCAGGAGGAGCAGGCGGCGGCGGAACAGAGCGCCCUGUGGCUGUCACGGGGCCGCGGCUGCUCCUGUCCGGCACUGGACGGCCCGCUCACGGGCUCCUACAUCGCACUGGCUCACAUGCACAGCGGCCGGAUGGUCCUCAGAAGACUCCUCAAAUGGUCCCGUGAAGAGAAAGAGCUGAAGAAGUUCAUCAGGAUGCUACUGAGACAAGACUGCUGAGGUCAUGACCCCUGGACAGACAUUAAUGAGCGAAUAAGAUGCAAAAACAGUUCUGGAGUGAUGAACAGCAUGAAACUGCAUCUUCAAAAUGAGCUGUUUCAGUUUUAAAUUUUUACUGGUUUUUAUAAUUUUACUUUUUUCCAUUAAAUUUUUUUAUUAGUGCUGUCAAAUCGAUUAACAUAAAAGUUUGUAAAUAUAUAGUGUGUGUAUAUAUAUAUUUACAUUAAUGUUAGAUGUGAUUAAUUGCGAUUAAUCGAUUAAUAGCUACUAAUCGCAUCUAACAUAAAAGUUUGUAAACAUACACGAUAUAUUCGUGAUUAAUCAAUAUUAUAUAUCGCGAUUAAUCAAUUGUAAAAGUUUGUAAAUGUAUAUACAUAAACAUAUAUUUGCAAACUUUUAUGUUAGAUGCGAUUAAUCUUGAUUAAUUGAUUAAUCGAUUUGACAGCACUAAUUUUAAUGCUUUUAUACUGACUUUGUACUAACAUUACUAAACUUAAUGUAUUUGCGAUUAAAGAAUAUUGAACCUUU